Molecule: messenger RNA, 2620 nt
Organism: Armigeres subalbatus
Lineage: Eukaryota; Metazoa; Arthropoda; Insecta; Diptera; Culicidae
Product: V-type proton ATPase 116 kDa subunit a 1-like
Exons: 7
Coding region: 141-2555 (804 amino acids)
Biological process (GO): vacuolar acidification; proton transmembrane transport
Cellular component (GO): vacuolar proton-transporting V-type ATPase, V0 domain; vacuolar proton-transporting V-type ATPase complex; plasma membrane
Molecular function (GO): proton-transporting ATPase activity, rotational mechanism; ATPase binding
Source: RefSeq, a predicted model, not a curated record
CUCUUGAGGAACCUACACUCAGUUUGCUCCGGUAACUCGCUCUGAUAGGUGACCAUCCGGAAUUAUCUUCCCUGGUAGUGAACUUCUUGACAGGUGGACCAGUUGAAAUUCGGUGAAAGUGUAACAAACUCGCGGAAACCAUGGGGGCUAUGUUCCGCAGUGAACAGAUGGACCUGGUCCAGCUGCUCAUCCAACCGGAGGCGGCGUACUCGUCGUUGGCAGAGCUCGGCGAACUUGGAAUCGCUCAGUUCCGUGAUCUAAACGCGGAUAUAAACGUUUUCCAACGCAAGUACACCAGCGAGAUUCGACGAUGCGAGGAAAUGGAGCGCAAGAUCGUUUACAUCCGCCGCGAGUUGAACAAGGAUGAGGUCUCAACGCCGGAUUUUUCGGACAACAUUCCCCGUACGCCCAAUUCUCGUGAGCUCAUCGACCUGGAAGCGGCUCUCGAGAAGACCGAAAACGAGAUCAUGGAGUUGUCCGAGAACACUCAUGCUUUGUUGCAAAACUUCAUGGAACUUACCGAGCUGAAGAGCGUUCUGGAAAAGACUCAAGGCUUUUUCUCCGACAAGUCGGCAGCGCAAAAUCUGGAGGCCACCGGUGGUGACCCCGGCAGCGAGAACAAGCCGCUAGGAUUCGUUGCGGGCGUUAUCCCACGUGAGCGCAUCAUCGGCUUCGAGCGGAUGCUUUGGCGCGUAUCACGUGGUAACGUUUUUCUGCGUCAAACACCCAUUGAUAAGCCAUUCACCGAUCCGCGCUCGGGUGAUCAAAUCUACAAGAUUGUUUUUGUGGCUUUCUUCCAAGGAGAACAGCUGAAAAGCCGCGUUAAGAAAAUCUGCAGUGGGUAUCAUGCCUCGCUGUACCCGUGCCCGAACGACUACAACGAGCGUUCCGAGAUGCUGCAGGGCGUGCGCACUCGUAUCGAGGACCUCAACAUGGUCAUCAAUCAAACCAAGGACCAACGCCAACGCGUGCUGAUUAGCGUCGCCAAGGAAGUCCCCAAGUGGGAAAUCAUCGUCAAGAAGGUCAAAGCCAUCUAUCAUACGCUGAACAUGUUCAAUGUGGAUGUCUCCAAGAAGUGUCUGUUUGGCGAGGCUUGGGUUCCAACUUACAAUCUGCAGGACGUGAAGAACGCUUUGAUUGCCGGUUCAUCGGCAGUCGGAAGUUCGGUUCCCUCGUUCUUGAACGUGAUUUCAACGCAAGAGGCGCCACCGACUUACAAUCGUACCAACAAGUUUACCCAGGGCUUCCAGAACUUGAUCGAGUCGUACGGAGUGGCUUCCUACCGCGAGGCCAAUCCAGCCUUGUAUACCACCAUCACUUUCCCGUUCUUGUUCGCUAUUAUGUUCGGCGAUUUGGGACACGGACUAAUUCUGUUGCUGCUUGGAUUGUGGAUGGUUUUGUGGGAGAAGACUCUGGACAAAAACAAGGACGAAAUUUGGCAACUUUUCUUCGGAGGUCGUUAUAUCAUCUUGCUCAUGGGAAUCUUUUCCAUGUAUACUGGAUUUGUGUACAAUGAUGUCUUCUCCAAGACCAUGAACAUUUUCGGAUCCUCGUGGUCGAUUAAUUACAAUACCUCGACCAUCAUGACGAACACCGACCUUCAGUUGAACCCCGGAGAGGACUAUUCGGAAACCGUUUAUUGGUACGGGUUGGAUCCUGCAUGGAUGUUGGCUUCCAACAAAAUCAUCUUCCUGAACUCAUUCAAGAUGAAGCUUUCUAUUAUUUUUGGUGUUGUGCACAUGAUCUUUGGUGUCUGCAUGAGUGUUGUCAAUAACGUGCACUUCAAUAAGAAGGUCAACAUUUUGCUGGACUUCAUCCCACAGCUGCUGUUUUUGCUACUGCUGUUCUUGUACAUGUGCUUCAUGAUGUUCUUCAAAUGGGUCCAGUACACUGCUGUUACGGAAGAGGAUCAUCUAAAGCCGGGUUGUGCUCCAUCGGUUCUGAUCAUGUUUAUCAACAUGAUGUUGUUCAAGAGUCAGGAGCCCCUGGACGGAUGUAAAGAAUUCAUGUUCGAAGGACAGAAUACCAUCCAAAUGGUGUUCAUUUUCAUUGCACUUAUUUGCAUUCCUUGGCUUCUGUUGGCCAAACCAUUGUACAUCAAGUUUACUAGGAAGAAUAAAGGAGCAGGAGAUCACGUUGCAUCUGGAGGUCAUGGAGAUCACGACGAUGAACCGAUGAGUGAAAUUUUCAUCCAUCAAUCUAUUCACUGUAUUGAGUACAUUCUCAGUACAAUAUCCCACACCGCUUCAUAUUUGCGACUAUGGGCCCUUUCACUGGCUCAUGCUCAGCUUUCCGAAGUGUUGUACUCAAUGGUGUUCACCAUUGGAUUGAGGAAUGAUAGCUACGUCGGAGCUAUCAUGAUCUGGGUAGUCUUCUGGCCAUGGGCGGUCCUGACCAUUGGUAUCCUUGUAGGUAUGGAAGGAUUGUCCGCUUUCCUGCAUACCCUUCGUCUUCACUGGGUGGAGUUCAUGAGCAAGUUCUACGAAGGCUUGGGUUAUCCAUUCCAGCCGUUCUGCUUCAAGGCUAUGCUGGCGGCAGAAAAUGAAGAGAAAUAACAGUUAUUGUAAGUUGUUGAGCAAAUUAAAAUUGCCUCAAUGAAUAGAUAUGAAUUUAGCAGCAA